UACACAUUUUAAUAAUUUAAAUUUAAAUUGCAAUUGUAACCAUAUUUUUGUUUCCUUCCUUAUUGCGCGCAUAACUAUUAAUUCUUGUCUGGCAAUGCCGCUGAAAGGUUUGCAGCCAGCUGAUUGGCAUUGACAGCUGCUUUUUUGGCGCCAAUUGCAAACUAUUUACAUAUCACAAAUGUCUCGCUUAUGUUUUGGUAGCGCAUUAGUUAUCGUUAUUACUUAGAAGAAAUAAUAACAAUAAUAAUAUUUAAUAGUGUAAUAAAAUAUCCUUUUCAACGUUGAAAUGGGAAUUGCCGGCCUUAUAAAGUUUCUUGGAAAGGCUUCAUCAGAUGUACACCUAAGUGAUAUACGAGGCAGCACCGUAGUUGUGGAUACGUAUUGUUGGUUGCACAAAGGUGCUUUCGGCUGUGCUGAGAAGUUGGCGAAAGGUGAAGAUACAGACCAAUAUAUGCGUUAUUGCAUGAAAUAUGUGGAUCUCUUGUUAUCGUAUGAUAUCAAACCGAUUUUGGUAUUCGAUGGCAGACAUUUGCCAGCAAAAGAACUGACAGAACGUCGUCGACGUGAAAGCCGCAAACAAUCACGCGAAUUGGCUGCAGCACUUUUGCGUGCUGGCGAUCGGAAAGGUGCAUUUUCACAUAUGCAACGAUGUGUAGAUGUCACACAUGAAAUGGCUUUACGUGUGAUACGUGAAUGUCGGCAACGAAAUAUCGAUUGUAUAGUCGCACCGUAUGAGGCAGAUGCACAAAUGGCUUGGUUAAAUAAGGUUGGUGUGGCGCAAUAUGUCAUAACCGAAGACUCGGAUUUAACGUUAUUUGGCGCAAGUAAAGUUAUAUUCAAGCUGGACUUGAAUGGCGAUGGUUUGCUAGUAGAUGCAGAUAAAUUCUAUUUGGCAAUGGGUUGUGAAAAGGAGAAAUAUUGUUUUGAGAAAUUUAGACGCAUGUGCAUACUGUCAGGUUGUGAUUAUUUGGAUUCGCUGCCUGGCAUUGGAUUGAUGAAGGCAUGUAAAUUUAUGCUUAUGACUGAAGAAGAGGACAUGUGGAAGGCAUUACGAAAACUACCUGCAUAUUUAAAAAUGAAAAAAUUAGAGGUGGAUGACGAAUACAUAGAACAGUUCCAUAAAGCAGAGGCUACAUUUAGGCAUAUGUAUAUCUAUAAUCCAUUGGAACGGCGUAUGGAACGUUUGAAUGGACUCAAUGAAUUUAGUACAGACGAACGCUACUGCUCCAACGCAGGUACUAUAAUUGAUGAUCAAGAAUGCGCUUUGCAACUUGCGCUUGGAAACCUAAAUCCAUUCACAUUUAAACAGUUAGACAACUGGCAUCCGGAUAGAAAUCACGGAUUUGCACAGGCAACGAAUAAUAAAAUCAAACGCGCCAAACAUAAAAGCAUUUGGCAAGACAAUUAUCAACAACAUGCCAGAGUUCUUAUUACGAAGGACGAGGUGAAGGACGACAAAUGUGCUUUGGAUUUUAAAAAGGUGGAUUUUGCAAGUAAAUUCAUUGACGAAGAAAUUACGGAAAAUGCGCGUGUGGAACACGCCAAGCCUGAAGAAGCUGAAAUUUUUUCUAUGUACCGCUAUAAGGCUGCACAGCUAAUAGAGCCAAGUGCCAAGCGUCGGCGUUGUAGUAGUGAUGAAAGCGAUAAUGAAGCUACAGUUGAUUGUGUUAAAACUGAAAAUGUGGCUACAGCACACAAUAAUCAUAAUCCUUUUGCCAAAUUACAAUGUACAGAAGUGACGAAAAGUACAAAAACAACAACCGUUUGUGAAAACUCAUCGCUGUUGAAAAUACUCAGUCCUAAGAAAGCGCGUACUGAAACUAAUAUAAGAAAAAUGAUACCAUUAAAUAGCCCUAAGAGUCCGUUAGAUAGAUUGCAAGAAACAGCUAUAGUUAAAAGCCGAUUUUUCACCAAUAAUGUCAACGAAGUGAGCAGAAUCAAGAAAUGCGUAAGCAGAGAUUUAUCAGCUGAAAUAAAUGCAAUAGAAAAGCAAUCGUGCCAAAAAGAGGAAACGCUAGCAUUGCUUUAUGACUCACCAUCACCUAAGAAAAAAAUAUUGGCAGAAUUUAGCGCUGCCAUUAAAAGUGAGCAUACUUUAAAAAUUACCAAAACAGUACAAGAAACAAGUGAUAGCGCGGAGGUGUUAGUAGACCCAACGAGUUCCUCAAAAUUUAAUAAUAGUUUAAGUGUAGUUGAUAUUGUAGACGAUAAAAGUAGUAAUAGUAUAGAUAAUGCAAUAACGAUAUCAGAUAAUGAUGAUGAUGAUAAUGAUAAUAGCAGUAACGAAAAUACUAGUCAAACGAACAACACACCCAACAACUCGUUAAACUUUUUUAAAUCGCAGGAGAAACAACGCUUUGGUUUAACGCGUACAAAAACGAAAUCAGCAUUAAAAACACAAAAGACAAAUGGAAAAUCAAAAUCAAAUGCCACAACAAACGCUCAAACGCGUUUAACUAUGUUUGGUUUCCAAAAACGACCCAGUUUGAAAUAGCAAUUUCAGCAUGUUUAAUUGUUGGUAUGUACGUUUGUUAUGUAUCAACAUUUUCUACUAUUUAUGUACUAUUUGUUUACGGUAUUAUAAAUUAUUUACACAACAAAGUUCUUAUGUGCAGCUAGCCGAAUUUAAUUCACGUAUAUUUAUAAGCUAGAAAAUUUUGUUAGUGGUUUAUUAUCAAUCAUAAUUUUUGUCAAAUCGCUAGGUAAAUAAAAGUCAAAAAAUGUAUGAAAAUUAACACGAUAAACAUGUUUUUUUGUUAUGGUAUACUCUUUGCUGUGUCUUCACUUUGGAUACCGUUUUGUGCUUUUAGGUGUCGCAUAAUGCAGAAUUAUUAAAUAAUUAUUUACAAAUCCAGAAAUAGGUGCUACUGUCUUAAAUGUUAGAUUAGAUAAGAUUUCUUUGAAAGAGCGAAGUGUCACAAUAAUAAUGAACGUUACAUUUUAAGUUAGUAUCACAUCUUGACACACAUACGCACAUAGCUGGACGAAAAUAUUUUCUUUGAAAAUAACUAAAAAAGUAUUAGAAAAAGUUAAGUACAAAUACAUAUAUUAAGUACAAAUGAGAAAUUGAGCAUGCUGUCUAUAUACUUUUAGUAAAUUCUCAUUUGACAACUGAAAACUUAUGUAUUUAAUUACCUAAUUGCCCAGCUAUUGUAGUUGAUAAUUUAUUGACGAGAGAGUAAUAAGCGCUAAAAAAGUCAUUUGGUAGUGGCGUACAGUGACGAGAAAUAUUAUUGAAGAUGCGCACUUUACUUAUGUAUGACUUUCAUUAUAAUUGUCUUUAUAAGACUAUUUAUCAGUAGCGUAGCACUUGUAAGUGCGUCGAACUUCUAGGCUGGUUAUAACAUAUAUGCAUACAGAUACAAAUAAUUAUUAUCUCCGUCUCUGGGUAAAUUUACGCGAGACGCGAAUUCAAAUACAUACAUAUAUGUAUGUAUGUCUAUAUACAUAUGUAUAUAUGAGUAAAUAGAAAUGAUAAGUAAUCGGUCACGUUCGAUUGCCAGCUAUAAUUGUGUGAAUGCAAUGAAAAAAGUUAUAUCCCAACAAAAAAUUAACCAUCAAUGAAGGUACACACAUAUGUAUUGAGUAUACGUAUGUAUAUCUGAAAAUAAGUAUGUCAUGUAAAGUUGCGUAAAAAGGUACUGUAUA
Zeugodacus cucurbitae (melon fly) is the source of this 3648-nucleotide messenger RNA. RefSeq names its product exonuclease 1 (gene tos). The record is from RefSeq and is a predicted model, not a curated record. Lineage: Eukaryota; Metazoa; Arthropoda; Insecta; Diptera; Tephritidae. Gene Ontology annotation, molecular function: 5'-flap endonuclease activity; metal ion binding; DNA binding. Gene Ontology annotation, biological process: mismatch repair; DNA recombination. Bases 287 to 2494 code for a protein of 735 amino acids. Gene Ontology annotation, cellular component: nucleus. The transcript has 2 exons.